CGCUGCAGCUGGCGCGUGACGUGCUGCCCGCCCGCCGCGCCGCCGCUGCUGCUGCCGCCGCACACGCUGCUGCUGCGCACGCUGCCGCUGCAGCCGCGCGGGUACACAGCAGCUACUUUUGUCCAGGAUUUGUUGACCGUCUGAGUGAGAUGCAGAACCUCAAGAAAUUCUUUUACGGCCUUACGGAUUCCAGCGUGUCGAAAUAGUUUCCAUUCCAUGAAACAGCUCUCCCAGUAGAUAUCGUUUCUCGGCUGAACUCUUUUUAGAAAUCUUGUAGACCUAGUUAUAUCGUAGUAUGAUGAGAAGUUACAAAAUCGUAUGAGUGGAGGUUGUCGAUGCAGGCCGGGCUGGUUCCGCCCGGAGCCGGCGGUGUCGCUGGUGCAGCUGCGAAGUGCACGGCGUGGGGAGGGCCAGCUGCAGACCUCGCACGAUACGCUCGUCGUGAGGCUGUGUGCGCUCGCGCUGCCCACCGGUGACGUCUUGAGGGUCCGCAAGCACAUGUACGUGCGCAACGUGGGCGACGGCGCCAUGGCGGUGACGGCGCGAGUGGCGCCGCAGCCCGACGGUGCGGCCGCGCUGUGGCACGUGCUGCGCGGCGCGUGCGGCGCCGGCUGCGCGGGCGCGGCGGCUGCCGAGCGAGACGUCACGGCCGCGCUGCAGCUGCCGCCGCAUAGCGCGGUACAAGUGACGGUGGAGGUGUCCGUGCGCGCGGACGACGUGUGGCCCGCGCCGGCGGCGGAGGGGUUGGAGCGCUCGAGCGCCACGGAGCCGCCGGGCGCGGCCCUCGGCGUGCUGGGCGAGGCGCGCGGCGCCGGCGGCGCGGCCGGCGACGCGGGCGCCGUGUCGCUGGGGGGCGCCAGCGUGACGGCCGCCCGGCCCGGCUACGACGACACGUGCACCUACAGCGGCGAGCUGCUGUUCCACGACGACUACAACGUGCUCAAGGCGGUGCCGCUGCUGCUGCAGCUGGAGCUGCCGGUGCUGCGCGUGACCCCCGACCACUUCGACUUCGGCUACGUGUGCGACGCCGACACGCGCAAGACUUACUUCACCGUCACACAUUCUAGCCGCACGGAGACUCUGACGGUGUGGCUGCAGUGGUCGGGGUGCGAGGACUUCAAGCUGCGGCCGUCGCGGCUCGUGAUCCCGCCCGGCGGCGCCAAGCGCGUCUACCUCAUGUACAACGCGCGGUGGACGGGCGCGGUGGCGGAGGGCGCGCUGAGCGCGGCGGCGGGCGGCGCGGCGGGCGCGUGGUGCCGGGCGGCGGCCGCCGUGCGGGCGCGAGCGUCGCGGGACUUCAAGUGCCACCUGGCGCCGCACGACCACACGGACGAGCCCAGCCUGCUGCCCGAUAUACUGCACUCAUAA
Pectinophora gossypiella (pink bollworm) is the source of this 1368-nucleotide messenger RNA. RefSeq lists its product as uncharacterized. Lineage: Eukaryota; Metazoa; Arthropoda; Insecta; Lepidoptera; Gelechiidae. The coding region runs from base 319 to 1368 and encodes 349 amino acids. The record is from RefSeq and is a predicted model, not a curated record. The transcript is spliced from 5 exons.